CGUACAGUACGGUUUGAAAUGUGACUCAAAAUAAGCACUGGUGGAAUACUAUUCUGUGGCAGCUGAAGGACUUGUGUUUACACUUUUUGAAAGGGAGAGGAAAGGCAGACCACCUUUGCCAUGCCAGUGGAUUUGUUUGCGAUUUUAUGCGUGAUUGCUACGGUUUACGCAGUGGAAGAGACAGUGAUGGACACGAGGACAGCCACAGCAGAGCUGGGUUGGAUAGCGUAUCCUGCCUCUGGGUGGGAGGAGGUGAGUGGUUACGAUGAGAACCUCAACACCAUCAGGACCUACCAGGUGUGUAACGUGUUCGAGCCCAGCCAGAACAACUGGCUCCUUACCACCUUCAUCGACAGACGAGGGGCUCAGCGUGUCUAUGUGGAGAUGCGUUUCACUGUCCGUGACUGCAGCUCCAUCCCCAGUGUCCCUGGCUCCUGUAAGGAGACCUUCAACCUCUACUACUACGAGACGGACUCGGUCAUCGCCACCACCAAGGGAACCGCCUUCUGGAUGGAAGCCCCCUACCUGAAGGUGGACACCAUUGCGGCUGACGAGAGCUUCUCCCAGGUGGACUUCGGUGGUCGAUUGAUGAAGGUCAACACGGAGGUGCGGAGCUUCGGCCCGCUGUCUCAUAAUGGUUUCUACCUGGCCUUCCAGGACUACGGGGCCUGCAUGUCUCUGCUGUCCGUACGUGUCUUCCAUAAGAAGUGCCCCAGCGUGGUGCAAAACUUUGCCAUCUUCCCCGAGACCAUGACGGGUGCCGAGAGCACCUCCUUGGUCAUUGCCAGAGGCACGUGCAUCGCUAACUCAGAGGAGGUGGAUUUUCCCAUCAAGCUGUACUGCAACGGAGAUGGAGAGUGGAUGGUUCCCAUCGGGAGCUGCACCUGCAAGGCUGGCUUUGAGCCAGACAACGGCAACGUCUGUAGAGGGACAAGAAAAGGUUGUGUUGUCUAUUGCCAGUCAGAAGCACAGAGGGAGCCAGAAGCUGAUUGUACUUUAUUUUGAAAAUUCUGUUUUUGAAUUGUGGUUAUUCUAUAAAGAGUAAUUUAAUUAUCAUUAUCAUGCUAAUAAAGUUAUUCAAAGUU
Salmo salar (Atlantic salmon) is the source of this 1085-nucleotide messenger RNA. RefSeq names its product EPH receptor B1 (gene ephb1). Gene Ontology annotation, cellular component: plasma membrane; dendrite. Gene Ontology annotation, molecular function: transmembrane-ephrin receptor activity; ATP binding; protein binding. The record is from RefSeq and is marked provisional. Gene Ontology annotation, biological process: protein phosphorylation; axon guidance; ephrin receptor signaling pathway. Lineage: Eukaryota; Metazoa; Chordata; Actinopteri; Salmoniformes; Salmonidae.